UUAAGAGGUUCUAGUAUUCCCCGAGGCUGAAGCCCAGAGCCUGAAGCUUAAGCGCUAUUGUAGAUCAUAGCUUCAUCUCCUUCAGGAUAGAAGGAAAAGAAAGACUGUUUCCACAAUGAUAGAUCUUUGGUUAUGCAGGUUUCCCAAUGAGUGGAUCAUGAUGACCGUAUGGUAGGGACUUGCCAUAGUAUGGCUGCUUCCCGAUCUACUCGUGUUACAAGAUCAACAGUGGGGUUAAACGGCUUGGAUGAAUCUUUUUGUGGUAGAACGUUAAGGAACCGUAGCAUUGCUCACCCAGAAGAGAUCUCUGCUCAUUCUCAAGUACGGUCAAGAUCACCAAAGAAGAGACCAGAGCCUGUGCCAGUUCAGAAAGGAAAUAAUAACGGAAGAACCUCUGACGUAAAGCAGCAGAGUGCUCGAGAAGCAUGGGUAAGCCCUAGGAAAAGAAGACUUUCCUCUUCAGAGAAGGAUGACCUAGAAAGGCAGGCCCUAGAGAGCUGUGAAAGAAGGCAGACAGAGCCGGCACCGCCAGUCCUGAAGAACAGUAAACGCUGUCUUAGAGCUGAAGCCACAAACAGUUCAGAAGAAGAUUCGCCUAUAAAACCAGACAAGGAGUCAGUAGAACAGAGGAGGACAGUAGUGGACCAUGAUGCCGAGUUUCAAGGGACUAAACGAGCUUGUCGAUGUCUUAUAUUGGAUGAUUGUGAGAAAAGGGAAAUUAAAAAGGUGAAUGUCAGUGAGGAAGGGCCACUUAAUGCUGCCGUAGUAGAAGAAAUCGCAGGCUACUUGACUGUCAAUGGUGUUGAUGACAGUGACUCAGCUGUUGUAAACUGUGAUGACUGUCAGCCUGACGGGAACACUAAACAAAAUAGCACUGGUUCCUAUGUGUUGCAGGAAAAAUCAGUAGCUGGAAAUGGGGAUUCAGAAACCCAGACUCCAAUGUUCUUUGGUAGUAGGAAGGAGGACAGUUGUAUAGACCAUCUCGUGCCUUGCACAAAGUCAGAAGUGCAGGUCAAGUUGGAGGACCACAAACUAGUAACUGCCUGUCUCCCCGUGGAACGCCGUAAUCAGCUGACUGCUGAGCCAGCAUCAGGCCCUGUUUCUGAAAUUCAGUCAUCCUUAAGAGAUUCUGAGGAGGAAGUAGAUGUGGUGGGAGAUAGCAGUGUCUCAAAAGAGCAGUGUGAUGAGAACAGCAGUGACCCUCUGGACACAGAUACUGAAAACAUGCCAGUCUCUGCAGAGCCGGAGCUGUCCUCUGUGCUAGACUGUGCUUCAGCUCAGAUGUCGUCUUUAUCUGAACCUCAAGAACACCGAUAUACCCUGAGAACUUCACCUCGAAGGGCCGCUCCGACCAGAGGUAGUCCCACUAAAAACACCUCUCCUUACCGAGAAAAUGGACAGUUUGAGGAGAAUAAUCUCAGUCCCAAUGAAACAAAUACAACUGUUAGUGAUAAUGUAAGUGAGUCUCCCACAAAUCCUGUUGAAAUUUCUCAAAAUGAAAAGGUUCUGUGUUGUGACUCUCAAAACUACGCAAGUGAAGGACUAAGUCAGUCACCCUCAGAGGCCAGAAUGAAUAUUGGACAUUUGCCAUCUGCCAAAGAGAGUGCCAGUCAGCACACUGCAGAAGAGGAGGAGGAUGACCCUGAUGUUUAUUACUUUGAAUCAGAUCAUGUGGCACUGAAACACAACAAAGAUUACCAGAGACUGCUACAGACCAUUGCUGUCCUUGAGGCUCAGCGUUCUCAAGCAGUCCAAGACCUGGAAAGUUUAGGCAGACACCAGAGAGAAGCACUCAAAAAUCCUAUUGGAUUUGUGGAAAAACUUCAGAAGAAGCACACGGUCCAGUUUGCCCAGAUGAAGAGAACUGAGCUUGUGUUGUUUGGACAAGAGCUGUUCUGCUCACACUUCAUCUGUUUUCCACCAUCACUUCCUCCUCCUCCUCUUCCUCCUCCUCCAGGACUCAGGGCCGAUAUAGGGCUUCCAUACCCACAGAGAGUUGUUCAGUUGCCUGAGAUUGUGUGGGACCAGUAUACCAACAGCCUUGGGAACUUUGAAAGAGAAUUUAAAAACCGCAAAAGACAUAGUAGGAGAGUUAAGUUAGUUUUUGAUAAAGUAGGCUUGCCUGCUAGACCGAAAAGUCCUUUAGACCCUAAGAAGGAUGGAGAGUCCCUUUCUUACUCCAUGCUGCCUUUGAGUGACGGUCCAGAAGGCUCCCAUAGCCGUCCUCAGAUGAUAAGAGGUCGCCUGUGUGAUGACACCAAACCUGAAACAUUCAACCAGCUGUGGACUGUUGAGGAACAGAAAAAACUUGAACAGCUUCUCCUGAAAUACCCUCCUGAAGAAGUCGAGUCUCGGCGGUGGCAGAAGAUUGCAGAUGAGCUGGGCAACCGGACAGCCAAGCAGGUUGCCAGUCGUGUACAGAAGUAUUUCAUAAAGCUAACAAAAGCCGGCAUUCCAGUUCCAGGCCGAACACCUAACUUAUAUAUAUACUCUAAAAAGUCUUCAACAAGCAGACGACAGCACCCCCUUAAUAAGCACCUCUUUAAACCUUCCACUUUCAUGACGUCACAUGAGCCACCAGUAUAUAUGGAUGAAGAUGAUGACCGGUCCUGUUUUCACGGCCACAUGAACACUGCUGCGGAGGAGGCAUCGGAUGAGGAAAGCAUUCCUGUCAUGUAUAGGAGUUUACCUGAAUAUAAAGAACUAUUACAGUUUAAAAAGUUAAAAAAGCAGAAACUUCAGCAAAUGCAAGCAGAAAGUGGGUUUGUGCAACAUGUGGGCUUUAAGUGUGAUAACUGUGGUGUAGAGCCUAUCCAGGGUGUCCGGUGGCACUGCCAGGAUUGUCCUCCAGAAAUGUCUUUGGAUUUCUGUGAUUCUUGUUCAGACUGCCCACAUGAAACAGAUAUUCACAAGGAAGAUCACCAGUUAGAACCUGUGUAUAAGUCAGAGACAUUCUUAGACAGAGACUACUGUGUGUCCCAGGGCACUAGUUAUAGUUAUCUUGACCCCAACUACUUCCCAGCCAACAGAUGACAUGGAAGAGAGUGUCGGCACUAGUUCUCGUCAGCACAGCAAUGGCCUCAUUGUUGAUGGUGUGCGCAGUUUGGACACUCACAGCAUGAGAGCUCCCCGAGUGUUCUCGUCAAGUACAGCUCUGCACCGUGUGGCUGUAGAUCCGCAGCUAAACAUUCCUGGUGAGCUGAGAGUUUCCCUGGUGAAAUUUUCACCGCCACUCUAAAGCCGUGUAGGUGGUGAUCUUAAAUGGGUGAGAUGGAAUGGAGAACACGCAUUCAUGCGAGAGUAAAUUCCAAAGGUUUCAAAGACCUCAGUCAUAAUAUGAUGGUGAAAGACAAAGUAUUUCUAUUAAAUCAGUUCAGUAGCUUUCAGUUUUGUGAAAAUAGUUGUCAGCGCAGAAACUGACUU
Peromyscus maniculatus bairdii (prairie deer mouse) is the source of this 3423-nucleotide messenger RNA. The record is from RefSeq and is a predicted model, not a curated record. Lineage: Eukaryota; Metazoa; Chordata; Mammalia; Rodentia; Cricetidae.